Colias croceus (clouded yellow) is the source of this 2154-nucleotide messenger RNA. RefSeq names its product bleomycin hydrolase. Gene Ontology annotation, molecular function: cysteine-type aminopeptidase activity. Gene Ontology annotation, cellular component: cytoplasm. Gene Ontology annotation, biological process: response to toxic substance; proteolysis; L-homocysteine catabolic process. The record is from RefSeq and is a predicted model, not a curated record. The transcript is spliced from 12 exons. Lineage: Eukaryota; Metazoa; Arthropoda; Insecta; Lepidoptera; Pieridae. Bases 190 to 1653 code for a protein of 487 amino acids.
UUAAUACUGCAGCUGUUAUUUUUUGCCUAUUCAUUGUAUAUCUGUCUCAUAAUUCGUAUUUCGUAGUAGUAAUUUUUGUAGCAGUAAGCAGAUAAAACAAUUGGAAUUUGGAUUGCAUUGUUGGCAUUGGUUUAUGUAUAUUUGCCGGUGAGUAUUUGUUUAACCGGUGAAUACACUACACUACAACAAAUGAUAAUUAAGUCUAUUGUUUCAUUCAAGACAAGUGCAUUUCAACUUUACAGAGGUUGUACAAGAAAAGUGUAUCGAACAAUGUCAUCACAACCCCUCACUUUGGAUACAUUGAACAAACUGCGAGAUGAUUUCUAUAAGUGUCCAAAAAAUGAGCUCGCUCAGAAUGUGUGCACUCGCUUUGAUCCCUUCGAAGUGGCCAUCAGCAAGCGGAAGACUGAUGCUGCCUUACAUGUCUAUAACAUCAAGGUUGAAAGUGAAGGCAAGCCAGUGACAAAUCAAGAGAACUCUGGCCGUUGUUGGUUAUUUGCCGCACUCAAUGUUAUGCGCUUGCCGUUUAUGAAGAAAUAUGGCAUUGAAGAGUUUGAGUUCUCGCAGACUUAUCUGUUCUUCUGGGAUAAAAUAGAACGGUCCCAUUACUGGUUGAACAACAUCGUUAAUACGGCGAAGCAGGGUGAGAAACUUGAGGGGAGAUUGGUUAACUUCUUGUUGAAGGAUCCAAUAAACGACGGUGGUCAAUGGGACAUGAUAGUGAACCUCGUUAACAAGUAUGGUGUGAUGCCCAAAAAGUGCUUCCCGGAGUCUUUCAGCUCAAGACGGAGCUUGCACAUGAACGCUAUUAUUAAAACUAAGCUGCGGGAAUUCGCGAAAGAGCUACGUGAACUAGUUGCCAACAAAGCGAGUGACGAUGAAAUACAAGCCACCAUUAACAAGCAGAUUGGAGUCAUCUACCACAUUGUAGCUACUUGCUUGGGUACCCCGCCAGAACAAUUCACAUUCGAGUACUACAACAAGGAGAAGGCAUACAACAAGAUUGGUCCGAUCUCUCCGCUGCAGUUUUACAAUGAACAUGUUCGCCCGUUGUUCAAUGUUGAUGAUAAGGUGUGUCUAGUAAGCGACCCCCGGGAAUCGAACCCGUUCGGCGCGCUAUACACGCUGCAGUGUCUCGGCAACGUGGUGGGGGGGAGACAAACGGCAUACAACAAUCAGCCUAUUGAGACGCUUAUUAAAGUGGUGAAGGACAGUAUAACGGGCGGGGAGGCGGUGUGGUUCGGCUGCGAAGUGUCCAAACGUUUUGAGAGGAAAAAUGGAUUAGAAGACUUGGAUGCACAAGACUACAAGCUGGUAUUCAACACGGAGGUGCAAGUGGGCCUGUGCAAGGCGGAGCGGCUGCUGUACGGCGACUCGUGCAUGACGCACGCCAUGGUGUUCACCGCCGUCGGCACUGACGACGAAGGCAACGUGCGCAAGUUCCGCGUGGAGAACUCGUACAGCGACAAGGAGUUCGACAAGGGAUACUUGCUGCUCACCGAGCCCUGGUUCCGAGAGUUUGUGUUUGAGGUGGUAGUAGAUAAGAAGUAUGUUCCCAGCGAAGUGCUAGAUGUGUUCAAGCAAGAAGCCGUGGUGUUGCCAGCGUGGGACCCGAUGGGCACACUCGCAUGUCCCGUGUGUAACAAGGAGUAGUGUUGCCAGCAUGCCUUAGAUUUGUAGGGAAAGUGCAGUUUAUUGUCUACUAGCUUACCGCCCGCGGCUUCGCCCGCUUUGUCUAAAACCUAAUAAAUUAUAUACUAAAACCUUCCUCUUGAAUCACUCUAUCUAUUAAAAAAAUCCGUUGCGUAGUUUUAAAGAUGUAAGCAUACAAAGGGACAUCGGGACAGAGAAAGCGACUUUGUUUUAUACUUUGUAGUGAUUAUGGUCUCUUGUUUUUCUGCAAAAUUUAGAGGAUACGUCAUGUGUUAUAGAAAUAAUUUGUAUUUGUGAAUUUCUGGAAAAUUUUGGGGCUGUUUUGUAAUGGUACAGUUAAGAUUAGUGAAAUAGUCAAAUAAAUAUCUUUGUCAUUUCAUCUUAAGUAUUCUAAAUUUUUAUUAGAAAAUGUUCAAUUAUAUUCAGUCACAAUUUUAUAUUUUUAUGAAUUUUUUGGUGCUGUAUUCAAUUUACCAUAAUAGAAUAAUAACCUUACCUGUC